Branchiostoma floridae (Florida lancelet) is the source of this 6184-nucleotide messenger RNA. RefSeq names its product sentrin-specific protease 6-like. Gene Ontology annotation, cellular component: cytoplasm; nucleus. The record is from RefSeq and is a predicted model, not a curated record. The transcript has 23 exons. NCBI's taxonomy places the organism in Eukaryota, Metazoa, Chordata, Leptocardii, Amphioxiformes, Branchiostomatidae. Gene Ontology annotation, molecular function: SUMO-specific endopeptidase activity. Gene Ontology annotation, biological process: protein desumoylation. Bases 135 to 4508 code for a protein of 1457 amino acids.
CCCAGCUGUAUAUCCACCCUAUUUUGCACAAUGGCUCCAUCCACAAUUAAAAUGGCGGUAAAUGGUUCGUGUGUCGUGACAAUUGCAUAGUUCGGUCUGACUGAGGAGGAAACUAUUGCAAAGGAGGCUUCAAUAUGGCUCAUAGGGGAAGCUCCGGUCUCUUAGAAGCUCUGGACACAAGCGCAGAGAGAGAAGACCAGGGCUAUAGUGACCUUUUUGGCUUUGGAAACAUCAUUGAUACUUCAGAUGACUCUGAUUAUCCUGGAGACCCUACUGAGGACACAGAAGAGGAUGAUGUUGUUUUAGUUGAGGAGACACCAGCUGAGGUCACAGGGCACAAAGUCACCAAACGUCCAUUGGAAUUCAAGGGAAGUUUCACAAAGGAUUACAAAAUUCCCAGGAAAACGACAGAUUCUGAAGUUGUUGAAGCUUCCCCAGUGUUGCCAGACAAGGUUCAGCAUUACUCCUCCCCUCUGUCUAAGGCUCAGUAUCCUCCCUGCAAUACCCAGUACACCCCCAGGACUCAAAACAGCCCCAGAAUCAAUGUGAAACUAAUGACAGGCAAAAACACCUUUAAUUCCUACAGAGACGAUCAACAAGCACGUGUGAAGCAUAUGAAUUCAGACUCUAACUGUUUCAACAGAGGGAACCAUACACCCCAGAACAGCCAGAAACUAUCUGUACAUCUCCCUGCAUUCCAAACUGUUGCUAUGAAACCAAGGAUUGUGGUGGAUGGCCAUCAGGUUUCUAGUACUGUACAUGCGUCUUCGAAUGCAGUGAAACAUGGAGUGAACAGGAACAGUAGUAGUACUACUAGUGUGAAUACAGAGGAUUACAGCACUGAUGUUGCAGGUAGUAGUGGUACCUCAACUGUUGUUACUGUGAGUGAUACAGGGAACAGUUCAGGCUCGGACACUAGCGUCAGCCCCAGUGUGCAAAUAAAGCUGCAACAUGAGAAAGGUCAUUUGACUGGAGGGGAAGCUAUCAGCACAGGGGGGCUGCAGGGAGGGGGAAGAGGCAUGUUGAACAAGGGGCAAGCGGCUGCUAGAGGGGGUCAAGUGCGACGAGGGAGGGGAAGGCCACCAUCAGCACUGAAAGGGAAUGCUAUGGGCAUGAACAUGCUGUCAAGUGCUUGUGUCGACUUGGGCGAUCGUUGUGAUGCUGAUCAAACAUCAGGAAGUUCAUCUAGCUCAAACCAGAAAGGAGGACUGGGAUUCCAGGAAGAGUUCUUACGGCAGAUGAAGCAGAAGGCAGCAGCUGAUAAGAUGAGGAAUGUUCUCAGCCCUCCGUGUCGCCUGGGUGCCUGGAAACAUGCAGAAGUAGAGAGGAAAACUGUGAUAAGUAGUAGCACAGUAACCAGUACUACACAACUAAAUGGUGAGGCCAGUCAGGGCACUCAGCAAGUUUCCAGAACAGCAGAGUUGGGAACAGAAAAGAAGGAGGCAGAUUCUUCGGCAGAUGGAGAAGAAGAAGAAGAGGCAGAGGACGAAGGUAACAUCUCAUUCUUGUGUAAGAACUGUGGAAACUCCACCUACCAACGUGACCGCUGCAACAGCUGUGGGAAGAACACCCUUCAGAAAGUGAGCACAAACCAUGACCCCCUCAAGCCGAAAGCCCGCGCCCCUCUCUCCAGAAAGGGCAUGCCGGCGACAAGCUUCUACAAGGACAAGAUGGCCCGGUUUUCAAACAUCUACUCCCCCGGAACAAGCACUGCUACUGUAUCCCAGUCCAGGAUCACAGCAGAUACUAAACAGACUCAACAACGACUUUAUCAACCAACUACAAGGCAUAACACAAGGAAUGCAGGCCGGCCUGUAGGGAGACCACGAGUGUCACAAAAAGUAGUUCCGGAAGUUGUGCUGAUCAGUGAUGAUGAGGAUGAGCCACCCAAACCUGCUGUCCAACCGGAGCCCAGCCCAGCAUCUCAGCCCAGCUCCCGUCCCAGCACCCCCGUACCUGAACCUGACACUGGACAUGGGACUCUACAGGACUCCACAUCAGAAGUGGACUCAACUCAACACAAGGAAGUUCCAGAGACACCAGUGACACCAAAAGUGACACCAGUCAAGGCUUUCAUCACUGGAAACAAGACCGCCAAGUUUGAUAUCCGUGCCAUUCGGAUUGGAUCCCGCCUGAUUCAGCCCUGUGAAGUUGUCACCAGUAUAGAGAAAGGCAUCAGUUUAAAGGUGGAAGACCACACUGUGGAGCUCCAGCAAAACGACAUUGUGCAGAGUGUGGCCCACUUCGGCAGCAACACACCAUUCAUCCAGCUGUGCGUCACACCCAAGAUCGGCCUAGCUUUACGCAGUCGGUUACGCUUCAAGAAGAAAGAAGGAUUGGACUGGUUUGAUCCUGGCAGUUCAGAUGCUAGUGAGAAGUACAUCCUCCUGCUCCUCCAUGCACCAGUCCCCCCAACUCGGGCUGAUGUCAUCAGGCAGCACCUGCAGACCUUCUCAUCACAGCAUGGGUUUGUAGAGGUGGAGGACAAGGAGAAGGCCAACAAUAUUCUCAUGGCGCUGGAGGUCAAAGAGCCAUUCCAAAAGUCUGAGAAAACCACUUUCAUAACUACACAGUCAGUGCUGGCCAAACAGGACCCAUCCACCAGCUACAAGGCCACAUCUACCGAGGCCCAGACACCAUCCCCGACACCCCACAGGCCAUCUACAGAACCCAGGAGAUCGUCCACUUAUGCCAGAUCCAGCCAGGGGAAGACCAUUAAUGAACACAGGGUGUCCCUACCAGAAACGAGUAGUAGAUCAAGCUCCCCUGCAUGUCGUGAUCAUGAGGAGGACGACAGGGAUGGUUUUGUUGGGCCUAUCCAAAAGCUGAUGGUGUAUCCCCCACCCCCUGCGUCUGGUGGUAUCACCGUGACAACAGAGGACCUGUGGUGUCUGAGGGAUGGAGAGUUUCUCAAUGAUGUCAUCAUAGACUUCUAUCUCAAGUACCUGAUGAACACUGUCCUGAGUGAAGAGGACAGGAAACGUACUCACAUCUUCAGCUCCUUCUUCUACAAGCGGCUGAUGCAGAGGGACCAUGUAAGAACCAGAUCUGAGGACAACAUGCACUCUACACCUAUUCACAGGAGACACAGUCGGGUGAAGACUUGGACGAGACAUGUCGAUCUGUUCUCUAAGGACUUCGUCAUCGUGCCCAUCAAUGAACAUGCCCACUGGUACCUUGCAGUUGUCUGUUUCCCCGGCUUAGACAAGGAGGAUCCACAUCCGACAUUCGUGCCCCGGCUGACCCGACCUCCAACCCCUGACCUCGAUCCUCCCACCCGACCUUCAACCCCUGCCUCAAACCCAGAACAAACAACACAACAGUCCACGGAAGAAAGCGGGUCUAGUGCACAGCAGAGUUCACAGGACACAGCAGAGGUCACAAGUGAGCAAAGGUCGCAGGUGAAAGGUCACGACACAGCAUUAGCCUCAUCUCAAUCAUCUGUGAGGUCAUCUGAAGGUCAGGAAGACGAUGAUAGCUCGAGUUCACAGGGAUCUAUUACUAAAGGCAUACAGACAGAACCUUUGACAAGAGAACAGAUAGAAGCAGCAUUUGCCAGCCAAAUAGUGGAAGAGGAAAGAAUUGCAUCUCGGCAGUCUCCAAGAAAAUGCUACGAAACUAUGGAGAAAGUCUCCCUCAACCCAAGACGCUCCCCACGGAAAUGUGCUGAUGCUGCUAGCAGCUCCUUAGAUUCCACGUCUCAGUCUUCACAACAGUCUUCUCCCAGCAAAAGGAACUCCCCAAGGAAGAAAAGUGAAGAAAGUCUGAAUCAGGAUUCUAGACACUUUAUUGAUGAAGUAAAACACAGUGUUAUCCAGUCUGCUACAUCUCCAAGGAAGAAGUUGAAGUUCCCUGAUGCAGAGCAGGACAGAAAGGGUGAUGAGGAGAAGAUGGAUGUUGAUCAGGACCAGGAAGAAUUGAGUGAAGAAGGGAAGAAUAGCAUGGAGACAGAUGAGAGAAGAGCUGAAGCAAUGCAAGGAGAACCAAUGGAAACAGAGGAUAGAGUUGGAAGGGAAACACCAGCCAGUGCAAUAGACACAACCCGGUCACAAGAUCAGUCCAUGAUGGAUGACUCUGCCUCUGACCAAUCAGCAUCUGCCAUGUCAGACCAAUCACUGCCAACCAUGUCCAUCAGAAGAAGACCUUGCAUCCUCCUCUUUGACUCUCUUAGAGGACCAAGGAGAGCGCAUGUCAUGAAAAACCUCAAAGAGUACCUGACAGUAGAAUGGGAAGUCAGAAAAAAAGACCAGCCCAAAAGAGAGUUUAACAACAUGAAGGGAGCUAACCCUAAGGUACCCCAGCAGACCAACUACAGUGACUGUGGAGUCUUCCUGCUGCAGUAUGUGGAGACCUUCUUCAGUAACCCCAUCCAGGACUACUCCUUCCCUCUGAGUGGCCUGGAGCACUGGUUCUCCAGACAGAGGGUGAAGAGGAAACGAUGGGAACUGCAGGGGCUCAUUCAACAACUAACCGAAGAACAGAGCGACAAAGGAGAUGAUAAAACAUAGAGACAGAAUGUGCAUGGUUGAUGAAGAAAAGGAGCCAAAAGAUAUUUUCAUGCACAUUAAGAAAGGAGUAGAAAGAAAUCAUACAAAAAGUUAGCUGGCUGCAGUAUAAGUUUCAUCUACAACAUUAGGUGAUGCAAUUUUCAGCUGAAAACUUACUUUACCUCAAUGUUAUGUUAUGUCGAGAAAGAUAUGUGGCUAUGCUAAAGACAAUUACAUUACAGGCAAAUAUGGAUGAAUUUCCUGCAAUAUUUCACGAGAAAGACUUUUUUCUGUAAAGUUCUAUUUCGCCACUGGUGUACUCUAUAAAGUUGUUUAGUAGCCUCCAUUGAAGAAACUUGUUGCCUUAGAUUGUUGAUGUGUUUAAAGUAACCAUGACUAAUGCUCUAUAGACAUCUAAGCAUCUUCAUAUGCAAAACUCACCAAGUUGACCAGUUAACCUUGUUAUUUCCAUUGUUCAAAAUAUCUUAGGAUUCUAGAAGGUAAGGGUGCCAUUCCUUAGAAAUGAUAGUAGAAAUGUAGCCAAACUUUGUGCCUUGUCCAAAGCUGCUUACAUGGUCUUGACUUCAUACAACACUUGUACAGUGUAUUUAUCCCUGCAAUGUUCUAGGACUGCAGUUAUUGUGAAUACAAAUAAAGAAGCCAUGGAUGGAUAUGGAGAUGAUACUCUAACAGUUAUCUGUCAUUUAUUUGUACUAAGUCCAUGCUGUAGAGUUGUAAUUGUCUUACAUUUUUUUUUGGGGGGGGGGGGUCUAUACUUCUAUAAUACCCUCUUUUUAUGAACUGUCUUUAUUUUCAAUGUUUAAUUUAAGGUCAGCCUGAAUUCUCCUUAUUUACAGACCAGUUAUUAUGUAGACUUUAUUUGUUGCAAUACAUUUGUUAUGUAUUUCAAUAUAGGUGUGAAUUAUUGACAUAAAGGUCGUACUGGGAAGCACAUUACACAAACCUUUGUUUGGAUUGUAAGGAAGUUAGCAUUAGUUUGUCUCAGCAUGUAAAUGAUAUUCCACGGUGAAACUUUAUCAGCUAUUGGAAGCUUUUAGAACUAGCCUUCAACAAAGCAGUUUUGGGACCAAUGUUUUUAUUAGCCAUGAUUCUUGUGCCACUUACAGUUUCCAAUAAGGAACAAAAGAUAUAGGCCAAGUACAAUGAAAUGUAGUUAACUCCUCUGUUGAAUCAUGCUCAUUUACUUGAAUGCAUGUCACAAACUUGCAGUUUCUUGUAGAUUGAAGUUUACCUGACUGUACUGAUCAGAGACUAUUUGCUAUCUUUCUAUACCUUGGGUUGAUAAUUACACGUACAAGUCCCAGAAUCCCAACAAUGAUACAUAUUUACAUCGCACAUGCAAAGGAAGUGGUCCAUGCAUUUCUGUAUGGUUUCCUUUCAUAUGUGCAUGCAGUGUUCUUCACACAAAGCAUUCUGUCACUAUCAAUCGUUUAUCUUAAAAUUACAAGUAGACCAGAUUUAUGUUAGUUACUGGCUUCUCUGUGUCGUCAUUAAUAUUAAGUUUUCUUCAUCUUGUUACCUUCUACCUUUCGUAGAACCUUUCAAAUGUCUAGGAAUGAUUUUCUUUCAAUCGGUGAUUGAAAAAAGUAUUGCUGUUAACAUUAUUAAAGCCCAGUAACAUAAUGUCUGAUGUCCAAGAUGUUAAAGAUGAUUAUGAAAUGAGAAUAAAAUCUUAU